AUGUUGAUGGAGGCUCAAGAUUCGACGGCUAAUGCAUGCGAAAGCUCGUCAUCCUCGGGAAGUGGCAGCGAUGAUUGUGGUGAUUUCGAAUGCAAUAUUUGCUUCGAGUUAGCAGCUGACCCUAUAAUCACGGUCUGUGGUCAUCUAUAUUGUUGGCCGUGUCUCUAUAAAUGGCUACGACUUCACUCCCGGUCACAAGGAUGCCCGGUUUGUAAGGCCCUAAUACAAGAGGAAAAGUUGAUUCCUCUGUACGGUCGAGGCAAGAUUCCAACGGACCCGAGAUCAAAACUUGUUCCUGGCGUCGAAAUCCCUAGUCGACCAGCAGGGCAGAGACCGGGAACGGCUCCGUCCCUUGAAGCAAGUAACAUCUCUAAUUUGGUUUCUGGAUUUAUACCAGCGUUCUCUCAAAAUUUCGGCAUCGUCCAGGUUCACGGAUUUUCGAAUGCUGGUGAAUAUGGUGCAACCCGAGGAUAUCAUCAUCGAUUUUCUCGUCCCUUUCGUGGUCCUGAAGGCGAAAACCUUGACAGGGAGAGCAAUAACGUUCAACAGGCAAAUGGCAUUCUGAAGAGGAUUCAUUUUUUUGUUUUUGUUCUUGCACUCUUUGCUUUAUUGCUAUUGUAA
Messenger RNA from Fraxinus pennsylvanica, 621 nucleotides. NCBI's taxonomy places the organism in Eukaryota, Viridiplantae, Streptophyta, Magnoliopsida, Lamiales, Oleaceae. The record is from the annotation of a GenBank genome assembly.